Toxotes jaculatrix (banded archerfish) is the source of this 426-nucleotide messenger RNA. Its product is annotated as ninjurin-1-like. NCBI's taxonomy places the organism in Eukaryota, Metazoa, Chordata, Actinopteri, Toxotidae. The record is from RefSeq and is a predicted model, not a curated record. The transcript is spliced from 3 exons. Bases 1 to 426 code for a protein of 141 amino acids. Gene Ontology annotation, biological process: cell adhesion; tissue regeneration. Gene Ontology annotation, cellular component: membrane.
AUGAUGAACAGCAGCAGCAGCAGCAACAGGAGAAGUGGGACUGAGGCCUUCCACCCAGAUGCUUGGCCCAGCAGCCCAGCCCCGCUGAACAUGAACCACUAUGCCAAUAAGAAGAGUGCAGCUGAGAGCAUGCUAGAUGUGGCUCUGCUGAUGGCCAACGCCUCCCAGCUCAAGGCUGUGCUGGAGCAGGGGCCAAACUUUUCCUUUUACACCCCCAUCGUCACCCUAAUUAGCAUCUCUCUCUGUCUGCAGGUCACAGUCGGGGUCCUGCUUAUCUUCAUAGUUCGAUGGAACCUGAAUGAUGAGCAAAAGCACCAGAGGCUGAACACUAUGGAAAACUUGGCCACAGGCCUGGUUUUUAUCAUCGUGGUAGUCAACGUCUUCAUCACAGCCUUUGGAGUCCACCGGCCAAAGCGCAGUGACUGA